CUCCCUCUCUUAACUCUCCCGCCGUCGAUGCUGGGCUAGCGUCUGCGAAAUCGAUUGAUUCUCUUCCAAUUAUUCUCUCUUCUAUUUGCAUUAUUGUUAAUUUCGUCGGGUAAAAUACAAAAAUGGCGACGGAGGAGGCGGCCCCAGCGGCUCUAAAUUACAUACCGGAAGUCGUGCUGAAGAAGAGGAAGACUAAUGAACAGUGGGCAGUCAGAAGAAAACUCCAGCAAGAGGAGAGGGCUAAGCGUCAAAAAAGCGGUAAUUUUAUCAUCAAGAAGCCCGAGCAAUUCAUCCGAGAAUAUCGUGAUAAGGAAUUGGACCUAGUUCAAAUGAAGAGUAGGGGGAAGCGAAUCAGAUCAGCAUCAGUAACACCGGAAUCCAAUCUUCUGUUUGUCAUUCGCAUACGAGGAAAAAAUGACAUGCAUCCAAAAACUCGGAAGAUUCUGUAUUCUUUGAAAUUAAGGAAAAUACGGACUGGAGUUUUUGUGAAGGCUAGUGCAGGAAUGAUGGAAAUGUUACAAAAGGUGGAGCCGUAUGUAACUUAUGGAUAUCCCAAUGUGAAGAGUGUCAAGGACUUGAUCUACAAGAAAGGUGUAGUAAGAGUUGGCAAGGAGAGGAUUCCUUUAACCGAUAACAACAUUGUGGAACAGGAAUUGGGUAAGCAUAGCAUCAUAUGCAUAGAAGACAUUGUGAAUGAGAUUGUUGCUGUUGGUCCCCAUUUCAAGUCAGUCACCAGUUUCCUCUGCCCCUUCGUGCUGAACAAUCCGGAAAAGGUGCUGCAAGGAAAGAAGAAAAGGUUCGAAGACGGAGGAGAUUCUGGAAAUAGGAAGGAUAAGAUAAAUGAGUUGAUCAGCAAGAUUAAUUAGCAUAUUAGAAAUGGUUGUUGGUCUUGAACUUGGAAGCUAUUUAGUUUUAAAUCUUUGUUUUUGAUCGGGAUUAAUUCUCAUGUUUUGGCAGCUAAUGUUUUUGUGCAAGUGAUAUAUUCGCGUUAUGUUUAAA
Messenger RNA from Salvia hispanica, 999 nucleotides. Its product is annotated as Ribosomal protein L30/L7 family protein. Gene Ontology annotation, biological process: maturation of LSU-rRNA from tricistronic rRNA transcript (SSU-rRNA, 5.8S rRNA, LSU-rRNA). Gene Ontology annotation, molecular function: RNA binding; structural constituent of ribosome. The record is from RefSeq and is a predicted model, not a curated record. Gene Ontology annotation, cellular component: cytosolic large ribosomal subunit. NCBI's taxonomy places the organism in Eukaryota, Viridiplantae, Streptophyta, Magnoliopsida, Lamiales, Lamiaceae.